CGGGGCUUCGGCUUGGAACGUCGUGUGAUCGCACACAGAAAGUUUCAAAGAAUACAACUGGUAGCCUCUCAGCUUAAAUCCUUGCGACUUUACUAUAUAUAUUUUUAAUACAUGUGGUGGGCAGAACGUGGAACCGAAUAUAUCUAGCAUUAUAAUGUCUCUACCUAAACGGGAGGCGGAGGACUUGCGGCCAUGGGUGGAGAGGACAGUCAAGAAGGUGCUGGGUUUCUCUGAGCCCGCCGUGGUCACUGCCGCGCUGCACUGUGUUGGAAAGGGAUACGACAAACGGAAAACGACCGACCAGAUGCGUCCUUUCCUGGAUGAAUCAACCGGCAGUUUUGUUGAUCGACUUUUUGAUGCUAUGGAGGAGACGCGCAGUUCCCGUGGCAGUAAAGGAACAGGGGAUAAAAAUCGAAAGAGGGAGAUAAAAGAUGUGUUUGAAACUGAACCUGUCAAAGAAAUUUUGGAAUCUGGAGAUGCAGCGGCCCCAAAACGAAAACGAGUGCAUCGUUUUCAAGAGGUAGAAGAUCCAGAGGUAAUACCAGGCCCACCGUCGGAGAGCCCUGGCAUGCUCACCAAAAUGCAGAUCAAACAGAUGAUGGAGGCUGCAACAAAACAGAUUGAGGAGAGAAAGAAACAACUAAGUUUCGGCUCUUCGGAUAGUCCCGUGGCACGGAUUCUUGGAAACUCCGCGGCUGCUGUUGGAUCUAUCGGCCCCUCCCAGGCUGUCAGUUUCAUGAACGAUGCUAUAGAGAAGGCCCGUAAAGCUGCAGAGCUCAAAGCUCGCAUUCAGGCUCAGACAGCCAAAACUGGCAUUCUUGGUACUUUGGGGACACCCACACCCCAGAACCAAGCACUUGCCAGUCUGCAAGCAAUGGGAAUUGCACCACUAAAAGUGGAAAUAAAGGAAAUGAACAAGCCAACACCACUUAUUCUGGAUGAUAAAGGUAGAACGGUGGAUGCGACAGGCAAAGAGAUUGAGCUCACACACCGCAUGCCCACACUUAAAGCAAACAUCCGCGCUGUCAAAAGGGAGCAGUUCCGUCAGCAGCUCAAGGAAAAGCCUGGGGAUGAUUUAGAAUCCACUUCCUACUUUGAUGGGAGGGUGACUCUAACAGCAGCACAGCGGGCUCGCAAAGGCUUCAAAUUUCAUGAACAAGGACGAUUUGAGAAGAUUGCUCAGCGAAUUAGGACAAAGGCCCAGUUGGAGAAGCUGCAGAAUGAAAUUGCUCAGGCAGCAAGAAAGACAGGAAUUCAGACUUCCACUAAACUGGCCCUCAUUGCGCCCAAGAAGGAGAUUGGCGAUGAGGAGGUGCCAAACAUUGAGUGGUGGGACUCUUAUAUCUUGCCCACCAACUUUGAAGUAACCCCUGAAACAAAUCUUGCUGAGGUUGUGCUCUUCGGUGUGACAAAUCUGGUUGAACACCCUGCCCAGAUCAGCCCUCCAAUUGACCAUGACAAGCCUGUGCCUCUGGGUGUGUAUCUGACAAAGAAGGAGCAAAAGAAACUAAGAAGACAGACGCGCAGAGAAGGCCAAAAAGAUGUUCAGGAGAAGGUCCGACUGGGACUGAUGCCACCACCGGAACCCAAAGUACGUAUCUCCAAUCUAAUGAGAGUGUUGGGGACGGAGGCGGUUCAGGACCCAACAAAGAUAGAAGCCCAUGUCAGAGCACAGAUGGCCAAGAGGCAAAAGGCUCAUGAGGAGGCAAAUGCAGCUCGCAAGCUCACUGCAGAGCAAAGGAAAGAGAAGAAAGUGAAAAAGUUAAAAGAGGACCUCUCCAAUGGCGUUCACAUUUCAGUCUACCGUAUCCGUAACCUGCAAAACCCUGCUAAAAAGUUUAAAGUGGAGGCCAAUGCUAGCCAGCUCUACCUAACGGGCACUGUAGUACUACACAAAGAUGUCAACCUGGUUGUGGUGGAAGGAGGUCCCAAAUCGCAGAAAAAAUUCAAAAGAUUGAUGAUGCACCGUAUCAAAUGGGAGGAGCAUAACUCCAAAAGAGACGACCCAAAUGGAGAUGACGACACAAGGAGGAAUAAUAAGUGUUGGCUUAUUUGGGAAGGCACCGCGAAAGACCGCAGCUUUGGAGAUAUGAAGUUCAAGCAGUGUCCUACGGAGAGCAUGGCCAGAGAACACUUCAAAAAACAUCGUACUGAACAUUACUGGGAUCUUGCCCUCAGCCAAAGUGUGCUAGAAAGCACAGAUGACUAAAGGUGUACCUCAUUCUGACGCUGCCAGAAUCCCACUUUGGAAAAACGGACUUCAUCACAUUUGAGUUUAGAUGAUGUGUAACAAUAAAGACGUGCAGAUUUUUUUCAGCUGCUCACAGCAUCACAUGGCACUGGAUGUUACAGUUGGCAUCUUAGAAAGUGUGUCUUUAAUUAUAACCCCCAAUUUAUCAAUCUGAAUAUGUUUCAUUCGCAUAAUCUGUUGGAUUGUGUUAUGUUUUAUGUGAGGGAAUAAAGACAACUGGGUCGAUAUGAACCUGGUUAUCGUGAAGCAAUGUGACUUUUCUUCUUGCAAUUAUACAUAACUCCACCUGUGACGUGCUCAGCAAGUGAGUUUAACACUUGAUCUGCCCAACUCCAGUGUUAUCCCAUGGCGGGGAUUCAUAGUUGCUGUAAAUGUUGCAAAAGUCUGGUAUGAAUAAAUCACAUCAGAUGGA
Molecule: messenger RNA, 2663 nt
Organism: Synchiropus splendidus (mandarinfish)
Lineage: Eukaryota; Metazoa; Chordata; Actinopteri; Syngnathiformes; Callionymidae
Gene: prpf3
Product: PRP3 pre-mRNA processing factor 3 homolog (yeast)
Exons: 17
Coding region: 155-2209 (684 amino acids)
Biological process (GO): mRNA splicing, via spliceosome
Cellular component (GO): U4/U6 x U5 tri-snRNP complex
Source: RefSeq, a predicted model, not a curated record